GACGUAAUCCACUGACAGUAGGUCAGUAGCACAGCAUUGGUUUCUUUGGUGUUAUAUUAGAUAACUUAUAUCGGCAAGCACGCGAAAAGGUAGCUAACUUUAUGUAGUUUACAAUAGCCAACCACGGUGAAGAAACAGAGAGUGUGAUAACCACAGUUGCUGCUUGAAGUUAUCCAUGGUUGGACUAAAAACUUGCUAGCCACCCCUACCUUAAGUCUAGUGUUAAAAAAAGUCAAGUCGCUAACGUUACAGCUAUAAGGCGAAGCUAGGAAAACAUUACUUGGCUAACAGGUUCCGUUGGCAGAGGUUGACUUUUCGCGCUGGUUGCUUGGCACUAACAGUAUAGUUGUGAAUUAGCGUUGCUGUCAAUUGAAUGUGUACAAUUGACAAACAAAGCUGUACCUUUAGUUUGGCAGCCGAGUGCCUUGGACGGCAAGAUAAUGUUAGCUAGCUAGCUAAAGCAGGCGGCAGCGUUAGCUUUAGCAAAACAAGAGGUCUGCUUAGGGAGUCAGCUGACAGCCUGCUGUGUAAGCUGCCGACAGACCAGUGAUGGAUCAACUCAAAGUAAAGGAUCGCAUAUUGGAAAACAUCUCCCUGUCUGUCAAGAAGUUGCAGAGUUACUUUGCGGCCUGUGAAGAUGAGACUCCCGCUAUCCGAAAUCAUGACCGGGUCCUUCAGCGCCUCUGUGAACAUCUUGACCAUGCUUUGCUGUAUGGCCUACAGGACAUCUCCUCAGGCUACUGGGUCCUGGUCCUCCACUUCACCAGGAGAGAGGCUGUCCGUCAGAUAGAUGAGCUUCAGCACAUAGCAACCAACCUCGGGCGAAGCCGUGCAUGGUUAUACCUGGCAUUGAGCGAGAGCUCUUUAGAGAGCUAUCUACGCCUUUUCCAGGAGAACCAAGCGUUACUGCAGAAGUAUUAUUUUAAGAAUGCACUGGUCUGCAGUCAUGACCACCUCACACUCUUCCUCACGCUGGUGUCCGGCCUGGAGUUCAUUCGCUUUGACCUGGAGCUGGAUGUGCCCUAUUUGGACGUGGCCCCCUACAUGCCAGAGUACUACAAACCCCAGAACCUGCUGGACUUUGAGGAAAGGCUGCCCAGCUCAGACAGCUUGUCCCUACACUCUUUCACCUCCCUUACCUCCACCAACCUGGAGUGGGAUGACAGUGCCAUAGCCCCCUCCAGUGAAGAUUAUGAUUUCGGUGACAUCUUCCCUGUGUUGCAGUCAUUGCCAAGUGCAGACUGGGAAGAGGGUGACCUGACCGACCAGGCCAGCUGUCCGCGAUCCAGUGGUUCUGAUCCCCAGACAGUCAUCAGCGACACAGUGGUCCUUUCUGCUGGCACUGUCAAGGCGACGGCAGCAGCUUAUCUUGCUCCACAUAGCCCCACGUACAGACACAACCCCUUCAACGAGGACUCGGACACUAACACUACCAACACCUCAGCCGACGGCACGCCAAUUCAUGUGGCCAGCCGCUACUACAGCGCCGCUGCUGGAGAUGACACCGAGAGCACGAGCAAUGAGCUGGAGGUCAUUAGGAUGGCCAGACGAAGGAAACCAGCCAAGAAGCGCCGAGGGAAGGGCUCCACAGAUUCUAUCGGCAGCAUCCAUAACUCUGUCUCCUCUGAGCACAUGGACAUGGACAACAGCCUCUUGGCAUCGGAGGAUGUGAAUUCACUUAACGGCACUGUGUUCCAGCUGGAUGCUGAGUCAGAGUUGAGGAGAAGCAGGGUGGGAUCACAGGUUGUGGAUGAAGGAGAUGAGGAUGGAGUAGAAGGCCUCCUGCGGCUCCCUGAGAUGACGGACACCUCCAUGGACACCGUGGGCCAACCCCUCCGUGAUGUGAUGGACCGGCUCAAUGGGUCUUUAGAUAGGGAGGAGGCCUGGGAGCACCGAGAGGAGAAAAGCAGUGAAAGCUGUGACCGGAACCCCGAGCCCCCUGCACAGCAGCCCUUUCGAGAGGAUUCAGAGGGCGAGCCACCUGACCCAGCUGCAGGAGAGACGUCUCUCUCCCAUCUGGCCACAAGCCACAACUUUCUGCAGGCCUCUCCUACAGACUUAUGCUGCUUUACCCCCAACAGUUCAGACUCUACUCCCACUGGUGGUAGCCACUAUGACUCUCCAGAGCAUAGCCAAUCGCAGACUCUUUCAGGUGGCCUUGAAGUUGAAGGAGAGGCAAAAGCGUCAGCAGGACAGGAGCCCGACGUGAAGACCGGGGAGCAAGGCACUGAGGAAGGAGAGGAAACCGACAAAAAAACAUUUACCAUGGAAGCAGAAAGUUCUCAUCCUGCAGAGUUUAAGGUGGACAACAAUCACUUGCUUCUUCUCAUGAUUCAUGUAUUCAGAGAGAAUGAGGAGCAGCUCUUCAAGAUGGCAAGAAUGAGCACAGGUCACAUGGAGGGGGACCUGCAGCCCCUUUACCUGCUGCUGACUGACUGUUACAUCUACCUUCUUAGGAAGGGUGCAGCAGAGAAGCCCUACACAGUAGAAGAUGCUGUUUCUUAUAAUGAGCUGGACUAUCUUUCGGUGGGCCUUGACCAACAGACAGUGACGUUGGUUUGCACUAACAGACGAAGAACAUUCCUGUUGGACACAGCUGAUGCCUCCCUGACUCUGUGGCUCUUGUCUGUUCUCAAGUCAGCCAUGGUGAAGGGUUGCCGUGAGCCACCUUACCCCUCUGUGCUGACUGAUGCUACCAUGGAAAAACUGUCUCUCACUAAGUUUGUUUCCCAGGAAUCUCACUGUGAGGUAUAUGAAGUAUCUAUACAACUAUAUUCACUAGUCCACUGGGAGGAUCCUAUGGACAUUACUUUGUCACCCGAGGGUGGCCCACUGAACUCUGGACUACAUUCCAGUAUCAAGGAAGGGGCUCUGCAGUACCGGGCAGGAAACACCUACCUGGGCAAAGAGCUGUGGAAAAGCUGCUACCUCGUCCUUAGCAAGGGAAUUCUGUACCUGUAUGCAGAAAGAACUGAUGUGACACCUCUGCUGUCGGUCACUAUGGGAGGAGAGCACUGUGGAGGCUGCCGUCGUUCAAACAGCACAGAGCGCCCCCACGCCUUCCAAGUCAUCCUGACAGAGCGACCGCCAUUGGAGCUCAGUGCCAACAAUGAGCAGGACAUGGCCGACUGGAUGCUGCUGCUCUGCCAAUCCGUCUCCAAAGGGCCGGCUUGCUUGCAGGUCAUCCCUCAAGGUGUGGCCCCCACUCCAUGUAUCCCGUGUUGCCUGGUGAUGACAGACAGGAAGCUGCUAACUUGCCAUCAGGAUUGUCAGACCAGCUUCUUUCGUUCACUGGGCAGCGCCGAUAUCUGUGAUGUCACUUUUGUCAGCGUAGAGGCAGACAAGGAGUACUGUGUCAUUGAAUUUGCAGCAGAUCGGACCCAGUUUCUUCCUCCGUGGGUGUUGUACUUCAGCAGCUGUGAAGAAAGAGAUCGACUGCUGGACGUGUUAGACCACACGUGGAAGGCCAUUUUCCAGGUUGACCUACCCCACAAAGAAGUGCUGGAGCCGUCUGUGCAAAAGCGUUGUGGUGAGGCCAUCGCCCUGAUGAAUAGUGCCUGGCAGAGGGCAGACAGUCUGGCUCGAGGCAGAGCCCAGCGUGAACCCUGGUGCUGACAGACACACACAUGCACGCAUAUACUUACCUGUGUGUAGCCACUGAGAAAUACUGAUCAGUCUGAUAUAGUUCCAGGAUAGAUCGAUUUAACUCUGGCAUACAGUCUGUGUCGCUGUAAACUAAGUUCUAAGCUCUACGCUCAAAACCGGACGUGGUUAUUGGUUGUCCCACUACUGCGUGGGCUUGUGAUGCAUCUAUAAAUCACUGAUAAAAUGUUUCUAUCAAAGAACUUCCUGCAGAAGUAGCAAAGCAUAUUGCAGAUUGCCGUGAUGCAACCGAAAGACAUUCGCACUUGAAAUUAAAUGAAGAAUUUUAACAGAACGAUACAACAGAUUUUAUUUAAUCCAAAUCAUACAUUGCGAUUGUUCCUUUUUUUUAAUGAAUAGCAGCAUUGCAGAACAAAUACACUGAAUUAAGGAAAAGUUUAGGGUCAUGUGUAAUAUUUUGUACUCCUUUUUUUGGGGAGGAAAUGGUGUUGGAUAAUUAUAGAAUGCACACGUGCAGUAGGUGUGUCGGGAACACUUUUGGUACCAAUAUUUAGUACAUUGUGCGUUUAAAUAUAUCCUGGUGAAUUGACUUUGAGAUGUAAACAGAACUGAACAUGAUUUAACAAAUAAAGUAUUUAGUCCAUUGGGGUAGUUACUAGCAUCUUCCCAACAAUUACUUUAAAAUGAAUCAAUGUGAAGGAAGCUAUAAACUGCAUGCAGCUUAUGCUUGUUUUGGAUGUAGAAAAGUUCACACUCCUUGCCUUGGACACACAGAAGUAAAGCUAUCUGAUCGCACAAGUCACACAACUGUGUAGAGAAAAAAAUCACUCUUUGCUUAACAGUCACAAGAUGUACUACUUAAUCCAAGCUAUCGUACAAUUAUAGAGCAAAUGUACAUCGCUACCGUAUCAACACAUUAUCAGUCACUAAUGGUUGUGUACGUGUCUGAUAUUCAGUUUUGGUUUUUCACGUUUUAAAUUAACUUAGCGCAAUAUGAAGAUUAUUUGGAUAUUGUCUGAGAUCUUGCAAUACCUCAGAUAAAAAAUAGAAAAAACUAUCAGGAAAUUUGCCUUUUUUCUCCACUCUGUAGAGACGAGUGGUAGCUUCCAUGCAGAAUUGCACAUUGUUUUUUCUGUUAGUCUUUUUUUUUUAAAGGAAUCAGUUGCGGUUUUGCAUUAAUAUCAUAACAUCUAUUUCCAUUAUAGACACAUUGUUACAAACUUCAAUUGAGUGGUGGCAUUGGGAUUGAUUUGUGUCUGCAUUAGCAAACAUAUUAGUGCAGCACAUUACAUUUUGUGUGAGUAAGUAUCAAGUAAGAAUUACAGUCUGUGUGAAGAAUCCGUUACCGAAUGAGAGCUACAAGCUACCCUGGCUCAUCAUUAUUAUUUUGCACCAGUGGUUGGAGGCAUCGUACUGUACUGUACUUUAUGAUCGGGCCUCUCCACUAAAUUAGAACAUCCUUUAUUUCACUAGUCAUUUAGUGCUGUAAGACCAUGUUGAGGUUAAUAGAAUCCAUAAAUAGCCUUUUAACUUAGAUCUAGUUUAGCAUCGGUUCUUAGCAGAUUAAUGCUUUUAAAUAUUCUUUAAUAUCAUCCAAUAUUAAAGCUGUACUU
Etheostoma cragini (Arkansas darter) is the source of this 5216-nucleotide messenger RNA. RefSeq names its product pleckstrin homology domain containing, family M (with RUN domain) member 2 (gene plekhm2). Bases 550 to 3615 code for a protein of 1021 amino acids. Gene Ontology annotation, cellular component: endosome membrane. The transcript is spliced from 20 exons. Gene Ontology annotation, molecular function: kinesin binding. Gene Ontology annotation, biological process: Golgi organization; regulation of protein localization; lysosome localization. The record is from RefSeq and is a predicted model, not a curated record. Lineage: Eukaryota; Metazoa; Chordata; Actinopteri; Perciformes; Percidae.